UUGUUAGAAUAAUCAAUUUACAAGUUUGAUGCUUAAUGGAGCAGCGUAACGGAGAACGAUGGGGAAACCCGCCGGAAUUUCACCGGAACUUUCCCGGCGACGGCAAUCACUUCAAUCGCCGGCGGAACCCUAAUUCCGACCCGAAUUUCAGUGGUUCUGUACCUUUUCCGGGUCGUAAGAGACCUUUCGAUCAACUAAACUCUGACUCUCAGGAUUGUGGCGGUUUUGUGAAACUCUAUGUUCUAGGAAUUCCAAGGCCCGCGGAAGAAGAAGAUGUUCGCUCUGUUUUUGCUGAACAUGGACAUAUUGUUGAGGUUGUGCGUCUCAUGGAUAAGUCCACUGGUUUUAGGAAAGAAUGCUGUUUUGUGAAGUAUAGAACGCUAGAUGAAGCUAAUAGGGCUAUUGGAGCAUUCCAUGGUCGAUAUAUUUUUCCUGGGGGUGAGGUUCCCUUAACAAUUAGGUACGCUGACGGGGAACGAGAUCGUCUUGGAAUCUUGGCUGAACACACUCACAAACUUUAUGUUCGUGGUCUGAGGAAACAAGCUUCCAAAGGAGAAAUUGAGCAUGUAUUUUCACCAUAUGGGUUUAUUGAAGAUGUCUUCUUUAUCCUUGAUGAACAAAGACGGCCCCGUGGAAAUGCUUUUAUCAAGUUUGCUUGUAGAGACAUGGCAGUUGCGGCAAUGAAUGCACUAAAUGGCGCCUAUGUAAUUAAUAUAUGUGAACACCCAUUGAUUGUUCGAUUUGCGGAUCCUAAGAAGCCCAAGUUGGGAGAGUCAAGGCCACCAUCCCAUACGAAUGAGCAUUUUAAUGGGUAUAUGGCAGCUAACCAGUCUAACCAGCACAGUCCAAAUGAGACUCCAAAUAACAGAACCAAUCCUCAGGCAGUUUUCAGCCCUCAUGUUGGAUCAGAUAAUGUUUUGCCAUCAGCUGAAUCUUCUGUCAAUGCAAGACCUUUAAAUGCUGAGAUGGUGGAGUCUAUAGAUUGUGAAUGGAGUGAACAUAUCUGCCCUGACGGAUUCUUAUAUUAUUUUAACUGUGUGACGUGUGAAAGCAGGUGGGAGAAGCCAGAGGAGCUUGCACUUUAUGAAAAGAAAUUAGAAAAGCUAGAUCUCCAGCAACAGGAUCAGCACAAUUUAAGACCUCGAGUCUGUACUACUCCAGAAGUUUCUCAAAUGCGUCAGUGCUUGAGUGGCGCGACAUAGCCAGUGAGGAUUGUAUGGUCGACACCUAUUUGCUUGGGACUGACGCAUAGUUGUAUAAUUGUCCGGGCUGAUAGUAAUUCACAUGGUAUAUUUGCUUGGGAUUAAGGCAUAGUUGUACAAUUGUUCGAGUUGAUAGUAAUUCACAUGGUGCAUCGAAAUGGAUUAUCAAGCCAUGAAGUACAUUACUCUAAUUUUAUAGUAAGUGCUCAAUCGAAAAGGUUGGAAUUUCUAUGGUAAUGGUUGCAAGAAGUGUAAUUAAAGGUGAUAAACUGCGGUUAAUUUUCAAUUCUGACCCAUCACUAAAGUAUGAUUAGACUACUGUAAAUAAUUACUGACAUUCGGUGUUUACACAAAUCAAUAUAUGUAUAUCCUCUAUUUUGUGUAUAAACUUUUAUAACUUAAUCAUGGUUAAUUGAUAUAUG
Messenger RNA from Lycium barbarum (goji berry), 1624 nucleotides. RefSeq names its product flowering time control protein FCA-like. NCBI's taxonomy places the organism in Eukaryota, Viridiplantae, Streptophyta, Magnoliopsida, Solanales, Solanaceae. Gene Ontology annotation, cellular component: nucleus; cytoplasm; ribonucleoprotein complex. The transcript is spliced from 13 exons. Gene Ontology annotation, molecular function: protein binding; mRNA binding. The record is from RefSeq and is a predicted model, not a curated record. Bases 36 to 1202 code for a protein of 388 amino acids.